AUGUCUUUGAAUCCAAGAUAUAGUGGACUACUGCGGUUGUUAUUGCUAAAAGGGGCUAAUGUGGGAACAAGGCCUCAUUACUACGCUAAAAUUGGCCAUUAUAACUUUGGAAAUGUUAGAAAUUUUGCAUUGUCCUCAAUGACAAUCAGGCGGUCCUAUAGUGAUUACAAGAGACCUGGCCACUUCAUAGAACAGGAUAAAGAGGAAUUAAAGGAUGAAAAGCCGCCAGUCAUCCCUGUACCAGCUAAGAAAUCUAAAGAAGCCUUGUGGGCAAAGAUUAAGCAUGAAGUGAAGCAUUACGUUAAUGGAACCAAAUUGUUAGGAUAUGAACUGAAAAUUUCGAUGAAGUUGCUUAUAAAGUUUGCGAAGGGGUAUGAGCUCUCUAGACGUGAAAAAAUUCAGCUCAAAAGAACCAUGGGUGAUAUUUUCCGUUUAGUGCCAUUCUCCGCAUUUAUUAUUAUCCCAUUUGCAGAGCUCUUACUUCCUGUAGCUUUAAAGCUGUUCCCUAAUAUGUUACCGUCAACGUAUGAAUCGGGCAAGGAUAAGCAAAAAAAGGUACAACUUCUGGCUGAUACUCGCCAAAAGACCUCAGAUCUGUUGCAUGAGACUCUAGAAGAGUCCUCUUUAAUCAGCUACAAUACCUUAGAAAGUAGUGAAAAGAAGAAAAAAUUCCUCGCAUUUUUCAAGAAAUUAAACUCUCCUAAAGAUGGUGCAGUGAGUGUAUUUACCCAUGAUGAAAUUGCUUCCGUUACCAGGAUGUUUAAAAAUGAUUCUGUUUUGGAUAACCUCUCGCGCCCUCAGCUGGUUGCAAUGGCUAAGUAUAUGUCACUACGUCCUUUUGGUACUGACGCGAUGUUGAGAUAUCAGAUUCGUCGCAGUCUAAAGACAAUCAUGGAUGAUGAUAAGGUUUUAGAUUAUGAAGGUGUGGAAUCGCUGACGACGGAAGAAUUAUACCAGGCUGCAAUAUUGAGAGGUAUGAAGACAUUUGGUGUUCCUAAACAGCAAUUGAUCGACUAUAUGAACGUAUGGUUGAAUAUGAGACUAAGGCAAAGAAUUCCAAGUGUAUUGAUGAUACUUUCUAGUGCCUAUACAUAUGGUGGAAUGAUUGAUGGCUCUGCAAGUAAGCAGAAUCCUCAAGCUGUUGUUGGAUUGGGUGAUAAACGACACAAGGAUUUGAUGGAUUUCUACUUUGACGCUAUACUACAAGUCUUAGGUUCUAUUCCUGAUCCAGUAUAUAAUGUGGCUAAGCUAGAAGUUUCAAGUUCUAAAGAACAGAAGGAUUCAUUGAAGGACGAAGCCGCAAAUAAAGUGGUCGAAGAACAAAAGGAAACUCCACAAGAAAAAGCAAAGGAAGAACCGGUACUGAAGGCGCCGGAAGUGAAGACCAAAAUGCAACCUUCUUCAGUCGAUACAGAAACUAGUCACGGUAAGAUAGAACCCAAGCCAGAGAAACAAACUGAAAGAGAAGAGGAAGAGAUACAAGCAACUGAUGACAACGAAUUGAAGUUGAAGGUGCUAAAGGAACAAGAAGAAUUGAUUAGAAAGGAAGAGGAAGAAGCGAAGCUAAGAGCACCUAAUACUGUUGUCGACGAUAACAUUUCCUUGGAGGAAGAUGAACCUGAAGAUUCCAAAUCGAACAAAGAGCCACCGAAAGAAAAGGAAAUAACAAAGGAAAAGGAAAAAGCUAAAUGA
Eremothecium sinecaudum is the source of this 1692-nucleotide messenger RNA. It is a transcript of the gene MDM38, whose product is annotated as ribosome-binding protein MDM38. Lineage: Eukaryota; Fungi; Ascomycota; Saccharomycetes; Saccharomycetales; Saccharomycetaceae. Gene Ontology annotation, cellular component: mitochondrial inner membrane. The coding region runs from base 1 to 1692 and encodes 563 amino acids. The transcript has a single exon. Gene Ontology annotation, molecular function: ribosome binding. Gene Ontology annotation, biological process: intracellular monoatomic cation homeostasis. The record is from RefSeq and is a predicted model, not a curated record.